Messenger RNA from Cetraspora pellucida, 1050 nucleotides. The record is from the annotation of a GenBank genome assembly. Lineage: Eukaryota; Fungi; Glomeromycota; Glomeromycetes; Diversisporales; Gigasporaceae.
AUGUUAAAUUUAUUAUAUACACUUGUUUUUUAUUUAGUAUAUCUUAUAUUGUUUUUGAUUAAUUUUUAUAGAUUAAUCAAUUUAAAUCAAAGAUAUAAAUCAUAUGUCAUUACUAUUCCAUAUAAAAGAAAUGGUGAUAUAUUAAUCACAAAACGAUUGGUUAAGACGUAUAAUAAUUUAUAUUGUCCACCAGGCGGUAAAGUUGAAUAUAAUGAAGAAUUUGAAAAAACUGCUGAAAGAGAAUUAUUCGAAGAAACAGGAAUAUUAGUAAUCAACAAACUCGAAUUAAUAAUGAUUAACAAAACAACAAAAUAUCAAGUUUAUAUUUAUAAAACACUAGUUGAUAAUUUAGUUAAUGUUAUUAAUAAAGAACCCGAAAAACAUGAAAAUUGGUUUUGGACAAAUGAAUUUUAUAGAUAUCCAUUAACACCAACCAUGAAUGUUUUAAAGAAUGAAAUACUAAAAAAUAUUCGACCAAGAUAUAUAGUUUUGUCUGGACCUACAGGUGUUGGAAAAAUGAGUUUGAUUGAAAUGUUACGACAAAAAAUUAAACAAGAUGGAUUUUCUGUAAAAAUUUGUAUUGAAUCUAUAUUAAAAGGAAAUGAAUAUUUGUUAGAAUAUAAAGAAAAAGAUAUCCAAAAAUUUGAAUAUGCGUUAUUAAGCAUUUAUCAUAAAUGCAGAAUUGAAAUAGAAAAUUCAAAAGAAGAUUUUGUAAUAGUCGAUCGUGAAGUUUUUGAUGGUGAUAUUUAUAAAGAGAAAUAUGGAUUUGAAUUAGAUAUUAUAGAAAAAGAACAUAUUGAAUUCAAAAAAUCCAUGUUAGUUUUUGUAGUAUUAUGUUCCGAUAAAAAUUUUGAAAGAAAUUAUUAUAAAAGAAAAGAAGAAGAUCGAAAAUAUACUCUUAAUGAAAGUAAAAAAAUUCUUAAAUUAUAUAAAGAAAAGUUUAAAAGUAAUGUUUGUGAUGAUGCGAUAGUUAUUAAUAAUGAUAGUACUAUAGAAGAUAGUGUUGAUGAUAUUAAGAAAUAUAUUAAUCCAUUUUUAGUUAAUUUAUAA